Molecule: messenger RNA, 1481 nt
Organism: Harpia harpyja (harpy eagle)
Lineage: Eukaryota; Metazoa; Chordata; Aves; Accipitriformes; Accipitridae
Product: CMRF35-like molecule 3
Exons: 7
Coding region: 350-1189 (279 amino acids)
Cellular component (GO): plasma membrane
Molecular function (GO): transmembrane signaling receptor activity
Source: RefSeq, a predicted model, not a curated record
GUGAGGUCUUUGCCUAAGCCGUCCCCCUACUUCCGACCCCCUUCUCGGCUUCCUGGCCGCCGGAGCUGCUGGCAAGGGCAAAGUUACGACUCAGGCUGUGUGAGUUUGGAAAGAAGUGGUUGGUGUGGGUCUCCCUGGCCCAGAGAAGCAGCCCUACAUGCUUCCCUGAGCUAGAGAAGCGAGGCAGCACCCACGCCCUGGGGGAAGUGAAGCUGGAGCAGGAAGCCAAGGAGGGGCACCGCGGUGGUGAAGGGCUCCUUCAACAGCAGCUGGAGCCCGGCAUGGCCGUUGCUGGGGACAUGUAGCUCUGGGGACCGAGGGCUGAGCCUGCAACCACCCGGUGAGCGGGAUGCAGGAAAAUCUCCUGGUCUGGGUCUGGAUUAUCCUCCCAGGAUGCUGGGCUCUGAGAGGCCCUGCAGAGGUGAGCAGCUUCCCUGGGGGCUCCGUGGAGGUACCCUGUGAGUACGAGCCGAAGCUGGUGGAUGCCAAUAAGUACUGGUGCAGGGGCAGCAGCUGGUUGUCCUGCUCCAUCCUCAUUCAGACCACGGCCCCUGGGGAUAAGGCAAGGGGGGACAGGGUGUCCCUGCAAGAUGACCCCACUCGGCACGUGUUCGUGGUGACCAUGGAGAACCUGAGCAUGGAGGACGCGGAUCAGUACUGGUGUGGGAUCCAGGUAGCCUGGUACGACCCCAUGUUCCCUGUCAUGGUGUCUGUUCUCCCAGUGCCCACGACAACACACUAUGACUUCCACACGACACAGGGGGAAGAGGCCACAUCUGCUCCCACCUUCCCAUGGACUCUCCUGGAGCUGGAAAACACCAAAUCCACACCAAAAGUCGGAAGCCUGCAGGCUGGCACCCCAAACCUGCUUGUCCUGGUCCUGACACCCUCUGCUGCGCUGGUGCUGGUUUUGGGCAUCAUCGUCUCCUGCAGGAUGAGAAGAGCAUCGCUGAAGAGGAGUGGAGCAGCCCGGGCCGUGGAGAGGAAGAGGUCCAGGGAGGACCUCCAGGUCACUGCAAGCUGGGAGCGAGCAGACGCUUCCAAUAACAUCUACAUAAACAUGGAACUCAGCUCACCCGAAGAUGACUAUGAGAACAGCCCGGCCAAGUGGCAGGACUUUGAAAAAGGAGACAAAGUUUCAGUUUCCAGAGCUCCAGAACUGCAGCCGAUCUACAUGAACACUCGCUGAGUGGCUCUGCGCUUGGCCCCUGUCUGCCAGAAAGCCCCGUGUCCGAGAACGGGCAUUCCCUGCAGCUCUCCCACCAUCCAGGUUGUUUCCCCACUGCUGCCCGAGCUCUCUCUGCCUCUCCCAUUGAGAUUCCCUGUAUCCUGCAGAAGCAACCCCUGUCCCCUCCGUACUGCACGAGACUGAGGACCCCAGUGUGCCACGGGGUCCCGCAGUGUGACGUGCACACCACCGGGCCAGCAGCAUUGUUUAUCCCCACCCUGCCAUAAGGUUAUUAAAUGAGAGGAGAUCAGAA